CUCUGGAGCCAUCCUGAUGGCUUUAGGGGCCUUGCUUCUAUUUUCCAUUAUUAUGUGGACUACCGGAGCGACAGCGCAGUCCAAGACCUUGCAGGUUUGUGAUGAGGAGGGAGCACACAGCAGCAGCAGCAGCAGCACACAUCUUCUCUCUGCUCUCCUCUCCCCAAUCCAGGCGUAGACUUUUUUUUUCCUCCCAGAGACAACGAGCUCAUCCAGCUCCCUUUUUCCCCGAUCCCAGCCAUCCACGGAAGAAAGAUCCCCCACCCCCCAAAAUAACAACAACAAACAAACCCCCAAACAAGAUCCCCUCCCUUCUACACCACCACUACAAGCAAAUAAUAACAUUAUUAUAAAUAAUAACAACAAAUAAACAGCACCUCUAUGCAACAGCAGUGUAGCAGCAUCUCCUUCCCUCCAUGUAGUUGUAGCGCUGGUGGGAGUGCAUGAAAAGUACCAAAAAAAAAAAAAUUGUCAUUUUUCUUUUUCUUUUUGUCUUAUUUAUUUUGUAAUUUUUGCUGUUGCUGAUUGAAAAUAAACUGCUCUAUUUUCUUUAGGAAAUAUAUCUUUCCUUUGGAUAGAGUGCCCUUUUAUAGGAAAAAAAAAUACCAUGUCAUUUUUCUUAAUACUUUUGGAUUUUUUUUUCUAAAUAAAGAAUACAGAUUUUCCUACAACAGUAUUAAUUGCAUUUUUUUAUUUUAUUUUUUAUUUGCUACUUGUAUUUUUAUUUUUCAUUCACCUAUUUGAAGUUUUCUUGGCCACAGAAGAGGGCAGACAGGGAGGCUGGAGGAAAGCAGAGUGCUCUCUUUGCUAGGGGAUCCUCGUUUUGUGUUGCCUUAGUUGUUAACGGGCUGACAUUGAACAACUUCAGCUGUUUGCUUUUAGGAUGUCUCGCCGCAAGCAAGCUAAGCCAAGAUCACUGAAAGAUCCCAACUGUAAACUAGACGAUAAAUCUGACGAUGGUGAAUCAACAGAUUGUAAGAAGAGGCAAGAGGAGGGAGAAGAACUAGAGGAGGAAGCUGCUCACAGCUGUGACAGUUGCCUUCAGGUGUUUGAGUCACUGAGUGAUAUCACAGAACACAAGAUCAGUCAGUGUCAGCUGACAGAUGGUGCAGAUGUAGAAGAUGAUCCAUCUUGUUCAUGGCCAGCAUCAUCACCGUCUAGUAAAGACCAGGCCUCCCCCAGCCACGGAGAGGGUUGUGACUUUGGUGAAGAGGAAGGUAUUCCAGGAUUGCCAUAUCCCUGCCAGUUUUGUGACAAGUCAUUCAGUCGCCUCAGUUAUUUAAAACACCAUGAACAGAGUCACAGUGACAAACUCCCUUUCAAGUGUACAUAUUGUAGUAGAUUGUUCAAGCACAAAAGAAGUAGAGAUCGUCAUAUAAAACUGCAUACAGGAGACAAAAAAUACCACUGCAGUGAGUGUGAUGCAGCAUUUUCUAGAAGUGAUCAUCUUAAAAUUCAUCUAAAGACUCAUACCUCCAACAAGCCAUAUAAAUGUGCCAUCUGUAGACGAGGGUUCCUGUCCUCAAGUUCUUUGCAUGGUCAUAUGCAGGUUCAUGAGAGAAAUAAAGAUUGUUCACAGUCUGGGGCUAGAAUGGAGGAUUGGAAAAUGAAGGAUACGCAGAAAUGCAGCCAGUGCGAGGAAGGGUUUGAUUUUCCUGAGGAUCUUCAGAAACACAUAGCCGAAUGUCACCCCGAAUGCUCUCCAAAUGAUGACAGAGCUGCUAUCCAAUGUAUGUAUUGCCAUGAACUAUUUGUUGAAGAAACCUCCCUGUUGAAUCAUAUGGAGCAAAUGCAUAGCAACGAGAAGAAGAAUUCUUGUAGCAUUUGUUCUGAGAAUUUCCACAGCAUCGAGGAGCUCUACAGCCAUAUGGACAGCCAUCAGCAUCCAGAAUCCUGCAAUCCUAGCAACAGUCCAUCCUUAGUUACCGUAGGCUAUACCUCAGUAUCUAGCACCACCCCAGAUUCAAACCUUUCUGUGGACAGCUCAACAAUGGUAGAUGUUGCUCCACCACUACCUAAAGCUCGUGGUCGGAAAAGGGCUUCCCAACAAACUGGCGAUGUCAAUGCCCCUUCAAGCAAACAAGCUAAAGUUACGUACAGCUGUAUCUACUGCAGCAAACAGUUAUUUUCCAGUCUGGCUGUUCUUCAGAUACAUCUUAAAACUAUGCAUUUAGAUAAACCAGAGCAGGCUCACAUCUGUCAGUACUGCUUAGAAGUCUUGCCUUCUCUCUAUAAUCUAAAUGAACAUCUUAAACAGGUACACGAAGCUCAGGAUCCAGCACUAAUAGUUUCUACUAUGCCUGCCAUGGUGUAUCAGUGCAACUUUUGCGCUGAAAUAUUCAAUGACCUUAACAUGCUCCAGGAGCACAUAAGAAGUUCGCAUGGCUUUGCAAAUCCAGUUGCAAAAGACAGUAAUGCAUUCUUUUGUCCCCACUGUUACAUGGGGUUUCUCACAGACUCCUCAUUAGAGGAGCACAUUCGUCAAGUCCAUUGUGACCUCAGCAGUUCUCGUUUUGGCUCUCCAGUGUUAGGUACCCCUAAGGAGCCUGUAGUUGAAGUAUACUCCUGCUCAUAUUGUACCAAUUCUCCUAUCUUUAAUAGUGUUCUUAAAUUAAACAAGCAUAUUAAAGAAAAUCACAAAAAUAUUCCGCUGGCAUUAAAUUACAUCCAUAAUGGAAAGAAAUCUAGAGCUCUGAGUCCCUUAUCUCCUGUGUCUUUGGAUCAAUCCUCUUUAAAGAUGAUGCAGACCAUUGGUGGCACUCCUUCAAGACCUGCAGGCGAGUACAUCUGCAAUCAGUGUGGUGCCAAGUAUUCAUCCCUCGACGGUUUUCAAACUCACUUAAAAACUCAUCUUGAUAACGUUCUGCCAAAACUGACGUGCCCUCAGUGCAACAAAGAUUUCCCAAACCAAGAAUCUCUUCUGAAGCAUGUUACUAUUCACUUUAUGAUCACAUCUACAUAUUACAUUUGUGAAAGUUGUGACAAACAGUUUACAUCAGUGGAUGACUUGCAGAAGCACUUGCUAGACAUGCACACUUUUGUUUUUUUCCGUUGUACCCUGUGCCAGGAAGUGUUUGACUCCAAAGUUUCCAUUCAGCUCCACCUGGCUGUGAAACACAGCAAUGAAAAGAAAGUGUACCGCUGCACUUCCUGUAAUUGGGACUUCCGCACAGAAACCGACUUACAGCUUCACGUGAAGCACAAUCACCUGGAGAACCAGGGAAAGAUCCACAAGUGCAUUUUCUGCGGUGAAUCGUUUGGGACGGAGGUAGAGCUACAGUGCCACAUUACAACCCACAGCAAAAAGUAUAACUGCAAAUUUUGCAGCAAAGCUUUCCAUGCUAUCAUUUUAUUGGAAAAGCACUUGAGGGAUAAACACUGCGUAUUUGAAACCAAAACCCCAAACUGUGGAACCAAUGGUGCACCUGAACAAGUUCAGAAAGAAGAGGUGGAACUUCAGUCUUUGUUGACAAACAAUCAAGAGUCUCAUAAUAGUCAUGAUGGGAGUGAAGAGGAUAUCGAUACCUCUGAACCAAUGUACGGCUGUGACAUCUGUGGAGCUGCCUACACCAUGGAUUCUCUUCUGCAGAACCAUCAGCUCAGAGAUCACAACAUCAGGCCUGGAGAAAGUGCAAUUGUCAAGAAAAAAGCAGAGUUGAUUAAGGGGAAUUAUAAGUGCAAUGUUUGCUCACGUACCUUCUUUUCCGAAAGUGGUCUGAGAGAGCACAUGCAGACACAUUUGGGGCCAGUGAAGCAUUAUAUGUGUCCUAUAUGUGGAGAACGCUUUCCAUCCUUGUUAACUCUUACAGAACAUAAAGUCACACACAGUAAGAGUCUGGACACUGGGAACUGCAGAAUUUGUAAACUACCUCUACACAGUGAGGAGGACUUCUUAGAACACUGUCAGAUGCACCCAGAUCUGAGGAACUCAUUGACAGGGUUUCGCUGCGUGGUAUGCAUGCAGACGGUGACCUCAACUCUGGAGCUCAAGAUUCAUGGCACAUUUCACAUGCAGAAGACUGGAAAUGGAUCUUCAAUUCAGUCCACUGGCCGUGUACAGAACUUACAGAAGUUGUUCAAGUGUGCUUCUUGUCUUAAAGAGUUUAGAUCCAAGCAGGACCUGGUGAAGCUUGAUAUUAAUGGUUUGCCCUAUGGUCUAUGUGCCACUUGCGUUAAUCUUAGCAAAAGUGCCAGUCCAACUGCCAACAUGGUUUUAAGCACGAACAGAUCUACUCUAUGUCAAACUGAUAACCUACCCUGUAUGGAAGGUAAAAAUAAGACCUCCAUGCUGAAGACACGAUGCACUAGUUGUAAUGUAAAAUUUGAAUCUGAAAAUGAACUCCAAAACCACAUUCAAACAAUCCACAGAGAACUUGCAUCUGAAAAUAGCACAACACAGCUGAAAACUCCGCAAGUUUCACCAAUGCCCCGGAUCAGCCCAUCUCAAUCUGAUGAGAAGAAAACCUACCAAUGCAUCAAGUGCCAGAUGGUAUUCUACAAUGAAUGGGAUAUUCAGGUCCAUGUUGCAAACCACAUGAUUGUGGAACAGCUGGUCUCAUCCAAACAUUUCAUGACUGGUAACUCCAACACGGAGUCCUGCUCAUCUUCCACAUUGGCAGUACCUACUGAUGAAGGUCUGAACCACGAAUGCAAGCUUUGCAGCCAAUCGUUUGACUCCCCAGCAAAACUACAGUGCCACUUAAUUGAGCACAGCUUUGAAGGAAUGGGAGGGACGUUUAAAUGCCCAGUCUGUUUCACUGUGUUUGUGCAGGCAAACAAACUGCAGCAACACAUUUUUUCAGCCCACGGACAAGAGGAUAAGAUCUAUGACUGCACACAGUGUCCACAGAAAUUCUUUUUUCAGACAGAGCUGCAGGUAACGUAUUUAUAAUCACACAAUGACCCAACAUAGCAGUUAAUGCAAAAAACAGACUCAUCUGAAGAUCAUUUGGAGGCACCGAAAAGGGAACAUGUUUUAAUCUUUGCACGAAAUUUUGAUUGUUCAUGUAUAUUAUUCAAAAAGCAUUGUAUUUUACCAUAAAACUUGUAUUAUUGGAACUGUUGGAUGUUCAUGUGUUUGGACGUUUCAGCACCAGAUAAACUUAUUGUAUAUACAGUGUUGCACAUGUAUUAUGUUGUUCAAUACGAAAACCGUCUUAUAAAGACAGUUGACUUGGGCCCUAUUCAAAGAAAAGAAACUGAAAACCGGCGAGGAAAGAGGCCGACGUUACUGCAGACAGAGCAAGAAAUAUGGUUGCAUAUUUUCCAGCUGUAGUCCAACUUUUUUUCCCAGUAGAUCUCGUCUUUAUUCCUCAUUUUAAUAUAAAACAGCUGAAUUGAGGAUUUCUUUUUAUACUGCAGCAGAAGAAUCUUGCACAGAAAAGCUUUUCUCAUCAAAAUAUCUUGAAUAAGGCCUAUAUAAAUAUAUACAUACAUACAUAUUUAUAUAUAUAUAUUUGUAAGCCUUGCGGUAUGGCAAAUAGCAUUACCAUAUAUGCAAUAGUUCUUCUGUAGGUUUCCCCUGAAUCUUUUCUCCAGAAGAUCAUUUUGAUGCUUUGUGUGUCCAAACGUUUUUUUCUUCUUUUUUUAUUCUAAAUGAUUUCACACAGCCAAAACUCUUGAAUCCGUUAAACUAAAUUGUAUGUUAUCGUUAUUAAUGUUUACUCUGCCGUCUGAACCUGGAGAUUACUGGAAUUGUUUUCCAAGAGAAAAUAAAUUCAAUUUACCAUUA
This is a messenger RNA of Pseudophryne corroboree (corroboree frog), 5731 nucleotides long. It is a transcript of the gene ZNF521, whose product is annotated as zinc finger protein 521. The record is from RefSeq and is a predicted model, not a curated record. Gene Ontology annotation, biological process: regulation of transcription by RNA polymerase II. The transcript is spliced from 8 exons. Lineage: Eukaryota; Metazoa; Chordata; Amphibia; Anura; Myobatrachidae. Bases 884 to 4891 code for a protein of 1335 amino acids. Gene Ontology annotation, cellular component: chromosome; nucleus. Gene Ontology annotation, molecular function: RNA polymerase II cis-regulatory region sequence-specific DNA binding; DNA-binding transcription activator activity, RNA polymerase II-specific; chromatin insulator sequence binding.